CUUGUGUGAUUCCCUUCUGCUGUCGUAUUUCAGAUACUGGCAGGGUCAUCCACUGGUGCCUUGUUUUAAUCAGAUUAGUGGAUUAGGAUUGUUUAUGCAGAUUACUUUAUAACCCAAAUUGAGGGAGAGGAGAGGGACUCUUCAGGAGGUAUUCAGGGGCGCAAGACAGCUGCUUGGACGCAUUCAGAAUGCCGGUAAUAAAUGUAGAUGACCUGACAGAUAAGGACAAGGCUCAAAUGGAAGUAGCUCAACUUAAAAUUGAAGUCAAACUUGAGAGGUGGUUGACCUCGAAAUGCUGUGAGGAGAUCAAGGACUACAUUCAGGCUGGAGUGGAAGAGGACACUCUUGUCAAAGGCAUUUCAGAGGAGAAAAACCCCUUCAAGGAGAAAGGAGGCUGCGUCAUCUGCUAGACUGAACAGCAGCUUUUCAUACUGCAGAUUAACACACAAGAACUUUAUCUCCCCCCUCUUCAUAAAAUGGAUUUGCAGCCAGAGAAGACUAGAAC
This is a messenger RNA of Thalassophryne amazonica, 505 nucleotides long. It is a transcript of the gene gngt1, whose product is annotated as guanine nucleotide binding protein (G protein), gamma transducing activity polypeptide 1. The record is from RefSeq and is a predicted model, not a curated record. Gene Ontology annotation, molecular function: G-protein beta-subunit binding. The transcript has 3 exons. Gene Ontology annotation, cellular component: heterotrimeric G-protein complex. Gene Ontology annotation, biological process: G protein-coupled receptor signaling pathway. The coding region runs from base 189 to 410 and encodes 73 amino acids. NCBI's taxonomy places the organism in Eukaryota, Metazoa, Chordata, Actinopteri, Batrachoidiformes, Batrachoididae.